AGCACAGUUCCUGAGGACCUUCUUGCCUAAGUGCACGACCAGCACCACCACGAAAGAAUCACCUUGAGUCGAAGACAUAAAUCGUGUCUUUUCCAAAGCAGCGGGAGACAGCGUUAAAUUUUUUUUGCGUUGCUUCGCUACCUUAAGAUAUCUGAUCAAAGUGCUAGGCUCCUGUGUGUUGCCUUCACUCACCGUCAUUUGUCAUCGUUCGAUUAAGAAAGCAAGUGCAAACAAUUACCAACAUGCCGCGGAAGUCGAACAAGCUCGCGACUAUCGCCGCCGCCGUCCUGGUGGACGGUUCGGGGGGGGGGGCGCUCGUCUCCGGGGCGAAGAACAAGAAAAGCGCCUCCACAACGCACCUGUGGGUUGGACGGGAAGACGUGGAGAGCAAUCUGAUGCAGGUUGAUGCGCAUGCUUCGAGACGUGGGAAAGCGACCAAGCGGGGGCCGUACCCGAACGCAGAAGAGGAAAAACAGUAUUAUGACGAUAUUAAGACAUAUACGUACAAGACAGGCGAUCUGAGCGCGUGUCCGAAGGAUUUUUGUCUCGGCUGCACGGGUAAUGAUCGCGUGCCCCAGACCAUUGAUUGCACCCCUGUCUGCCAGUAUGUGCAACACCAUACAAGGGACGACCCGGAAGAUUCACGGAUCUGGUACAAGUGCGCACCUCGUAAUCAUGCGUCUCCUGCUCCUCCUCGUCCUGACAAAAUUGUACGCAUGGACGAUAAUGAAGAUGCCCCCUUGUACCAAAAAAUAUUUCAUUCCUUGGGGAUGCGCUAGAGCUUGAGGAAGAUGAGAGACGCUUGUAGUCGUGUCCGCAAACAAUUUUCCACCGUGUGAUGAUUUCUGAGAAGGGGAAAUUCUGUGAACAAAGCUCUAAAACACGCCCGCGAUACGUAAGAAAAUGGAUGCAGCUUUUAUCUUCUCGAUUUGGCAGUUUUACGUAUAUAUUACUUUUUCCGCUUACACCAGAGACAACUAGAACAAAGGCCCAGCUCCACCCUCUCCCUUAACCUCAUAUCGAGCACAUUUAUACGUAUGAAUGCGCACUACCACGACCGCCACGCUGUCAUUAUAUAUUUUACAUCGCAUAAUUCCAAUUCAAAUUCAUCGCCAUCAUUCCGCACACUGAAACUCGUACUGUAGUGUAUGUAUCAAUCUAUGUUGUAAACCUGCCCGCAUCGUUGUCGCUCUUCUUCUUCGUUCUUGUUCAACCAACUCCCAGCAAGUUUUAUGAUUUCCACCGUCCAUUCCAAUGUUUUACAAUUUGAACAAUUUUAUAUCCCCAGUUGUUUGGAUGUACGUCAUGCCGCCAGCACAACUCCUUCUCCUAUGUUUAUGUUUUUCUUUUAGACCCUUCAGCAUCGGCAGCACUUUUCGUUUUCUUUGUUCUGAGGGAAGAACGUUUCUUGUUUAGUAUUGUGUGCGUGUGUUUCUGUUUGAUGUUAUCCCCAUCAGACUAGCAAGCGCGGCCUCAAUACCCCAACCCCAAGUUGCUCCAAGUCCUCCAUGAAAACCCAAACGCAUAAUCGUUAUCAUAUAU
Molecule: messenger RNA, 1542 nt
Organism: Amoebophrya sp. A120
Lineage: Eukaryota; Dinophyceae; Syndiniales; Amoebophryaceae
Source: the annotation of a GenBank genome assembly